GAAAUCAAAAUUAAAUCACGCAAAUUGCGCCAAUUAUCAAUAAUAAAAAAAAUUAUACUCAUACUAAAUACUAAUGUAACACAAAAUUAUCAAACUACAACCAUUAAAUAGCAACAGAAAUUAGCAAACGAACCUAAAGCCCAUAACACCUUAAGGUCACGGCAAUAACAAACUGAUGAAAACUUCAACUCCACUUCCUAUAAAAAUGGUAAAUAACUAUUAACUCAACACUUAAUAAAAAUGGAAAUAUUUCUUAAAUCACGGAAUAACCUGAAUUUAACUCUGAAUUUCUUGAUUUUCUUCAAAUCACCAUUUUUCAAUCAUCUUCGCCCCUUAAAAAUACAGAAACCUUAGAAAUUAACGAGUACCAUGCCCAAUUCCAUAAUUGAAAUUCUUGUAAUGGUAUGCGUCGUUUUGAGUUCAAAUGUUAGUGAAGCGCUGCGUUUUGAGGUGUCAUCGGGAGCAACAAAAUGUAUAUCGGAAGAGAUAAAGCACGACGCCAUGACAGUUGGAAAGUAUAAGGUUAUAAGCCCCAUUGAUGAUGGUCACCCUGUUCCCGACAAUCACCGUAUUACUGCUCGCGUAACAUCACCACGAGGUAACCAUUACCAUUACAAAGAUGUAGUAGAAUCGGGCAUCUUUGCGUUCACAGCAGCCGAAACUGGGGAUUAUAUGACUUGCUUUUGGGCUCCAUAUAAUAAUCCUCCAUCCAAAAUUUUAAUUGAUUUUGAAUGGAAAACAGGGAUUGAUGCUAGGGAUUGGUACAAUGUAGCACGUAAAGGUCAAAUUGAUUUAGUGGACGUUGAGCUAAGGAAAUUGUACGACAGUGUGAAAUCCAUACAUGAGGAGAUGUUUUACCUUCGUGAAAGGGAAGAAGAAAUGCAACUAUUGAAUAAAUCUACCAAAUCAAAGAUGGCAACCUUCAGUUUAGUUUCAAUCAUCCUUGUCCUAUCUGUAGCUGUAUUGCAGUUGUGGCAUCUUAAAUCAUAUUUUGAGAGGAAGAAGCUUCUUUAAUUAAAGUUUAUAAUCAAUGUAUGAGGUGUACUCCUUUUAUAUACCCCCCCCCCCCCUUUUUUUCAUUUUUCAAGUCAAGGAAACACGUAGCCCAAUCAUAAUUUUCUUAUGUGCUGUACAUUUGAGCACAUAAACAUUUGAGC
Chenopodium quinoa (quinoa) is the source of this 1157-nucleotide messenger RNA. RefSeq names its product transmembrane emp24 domain-containing protein p24delta7-like. Bases 370 to 1014 code for a protein of 214 amino acids. Gene Ontology annotation, biological process: Golgi organization; endoplasmic reticulum to Golgi vesicle-mediated transport; intracellular protein transport. Gene Ontology annotation, cellular component: endoplasmic reticulum; COPII-coated ER to Golgi transport vesicle; Golgi apparatus. The record is from RefSeq and is a predicted model, not a curated record. Lineage: Eukaryota; Viridiplantae; Streptophyta; Magnoliopsida; Caryophyllales; Amaranthaceae. The transcript has 4 exons.